GCCGGAGAGCUUCUCCUUCCGGGGCGGCCUGCUGGGCCUCAUGGAGGCUGUUCGGCCGGACGGCGGCGAAAGAGGGACGGCGGCGCCGCGAGCUGAGGAGAGGCCGGUGCCCGAGGCGAGGGUGCACUUCCGAGUAACCCGGUUUAUCAUGGAGGCAGGCGUCAAGCUAGGCAUGCAGUCCAUCCCCAUCGCCACCGCGUGCACCAUUUACCAUAAGUUCUUCUGCGAGAUCAACCUGGACGCUUAUGACCUCUACCUGGUCGCCAUGUCUUCCAUUUACUUGGCCGGGAAAGUGGAGGAGCAACACUUGCGUACUCGUGACAUCAUCAACGUGUCGCACAGGUACUUUAACCCGGGCAGCGAGCCGUUGGAGCUGGAUUCCCGUUUCUGGGAGCUGCGAGACAGCAUUGUGCAAUGUGAGCUUCUUAUGCUACGAGUUCUGCGCUUCCAGGUCUCUUUCCAGCACCCGCACAAGUACCUGCUGCACUACUUGAUUUCCCUCAAGAACUGGCUGAAUCGUUACAGCUGGCAGCGAACCCCUAUCUCUGUUACAGCCUGGGCCCUGCUGCGAGAUAGCUACCAUGGGGGGCUGUGCCUCCGCUUCCAGGCUCAGCACUUAGCCGUGGCAGUGCUCUACCUGGCCCUACAGGUCUAUGGAGUCGAGGUACCUGCAGAGGGUGAGGCCGAGAAGCCUUGGUGGCAAGUGUUUAGUGACGACCUCACCAAGCCGAUCAUUGAUAAUAUUGUGUCUGAUCUCAUUCAGAUUUAUACUAUGGAUACAGAGAUCCCUUAAGGCCCUGGCUGAGGCCUGACCAAAGACCAGGAUUAUCAGCAGCCUGAGUAUGGUGCCACCAAGUUGCUGUGAUGGCAGGUCUCAGCUGUCAUUAUGUUUCCAGCCCUCGUCCAAAUAAUGCCAAGAGCCUCCAUGUGGGCAGGACAUAAUCAGCUUCCUAGAAGGGGCAGCAUUAUCAGCUUUUGCCCCUUGAGAAGAUGCUGCGUUUGAGACAUGGACCAUUGCAAUUGAGGUGUGAGGUCACCGCUGGAAGGUUACAGAAUAGACGGGACUGCACCCUUAGGCGUUUUUAAAAAACCAGAUUUGGAGAAAUAUGAAUGUGUAACAUGGAAUCUUAUUUUGUUUAAUAAAAUUAUGCAAAUAAAAUAUGGGAAAAC
This is a messenger RNA of Microtus ochrogaster (prairie vole), 1170 nucleotides long. It is a transcript of the gene Ccnq, whose product is annotated as cyclin Q. Gene Ontology annotation, molecular function: cyclin-dependent protein serine/threonine kinase regulator activity. Lineage: Eukaryota; Metazoa; Chordata; Mammalia; Rodentia; Cricetidae. The record is from RefSeq and is a predicted model, not a curated record. Gene Ontology annotation, biological process: regulation of transcription by RNA polymerase II.